AUGGUGACGGUUUGGGAUUCCGAAGCCGAAACGGUGGUAGUCGAACUCGCCGUGGAAGGCAUGAUGUGUAUGAAAAAUUGUGGUAAAACAGUUCAAAGUGCUUUGUGUAGCGUGGACGGAGUGGUCAAUGCUGUUGUAAACUUUGAGCAGCGCAGCGUGCGAGUAGAGUGCGCAUCAGGUGCAAGCGUGACGGAAAAUGAUUUGGUGGAUGCCAUCGAGGGCGUAGGCUUCGGUGCUGCAGUGAAUAUCUUAGAGUCCGAGAAUGAGAAACAAAGAUCAUUGACAGUCGAGUUACUGAUUGAAGGAAUGAUGUGUCAGAAAAAUUGCGGAUCGACCGUUGAGAAUGCGCUGCAGAGUGUGAAAGGCGUGGCCAACGCCGUCGUGAGUUUUGAGCAGCGCAAAGCCACUGUGACACUUAAACACUUCGGCAGCACGACAUUUGAUGAGCUAGUAGAUAUGGUAGAAUGCGUGGGCUUUAAAGCAAGUGAGUAUGACGCCGCAAAAGCUGCAGCCGUCAAGUUGCAGGCACAGAAGCAAAAACAAUUGGAGACUGAAAAUGUGACUAUAGACGUACCGGAUGCUACAAACCACCCUCGCGCUGUAUUUUAUGUGGAAGGAAUGAGUUGCGCUGCGUGUGUGAAGGCUAUUGAGGAUUAUGUGGGUAAGGUCGAAGGUGUUCUGCACUGUCGUGUGGGACUAAUUAGCCAGAAAGCUGAGAUCGCGUUUGACCGUGACCUGAUCAAGAAUGAGCAGAUUGCACUUCAAAAGCUUAUUCAGAAUGCUGGUUACAAGGCGACAUUCUCACACGUGAUUGAACCUGGAGACGACGAUUCUCUGAAGCUCAAGUUUAUUGUCACGGGUAUGAUUGAUUCCGGCUGUGUAAAUAAGAUUGAAGAGGCCGUGGGCAUGUUGCCUGGUGUGACGAAGGUGCUGGUCGAUUUGAAAUCUAAUAAGACACACGUGCACUUGCAGCAGCUAUCUAAGACUGGGCCGAGAGACGUACUAGAAUUCAUCAAUGGCUUAGGCUAUUCUGCUGAAGUGGCAGUAGAGAGGACAGAUCCAAUUGCGCGAUGCAAGUCGGAGAUUAGUAACUGGCGUAAUCUGCUUACCACAGCCAUGAUUUUCUCUCUUCCUGCAAUGCUCAUUCACAUGGUGUUCAUGUAUAUUCCUCCAGUGGAGAUGAUUUUGAUGACUCCCGUCGUAAACGCAGUAACAGUGAAGCUUUUGCUGCUCUUUUUUCUCGCAACACCUGUGCAAUUUGGCGUUGGUUGGCGGUUCUACGUUGCCACGUGGGAAGGACUUCAGCAUGGCUCGAUGGGAAUGGAUUUCCUAGUCGUGGCCGGCACAAGUAUGUCGUAUACGUACAGUUUUGUAUCUUUGAUUGGUUCAGCAUUACACGAGAACUAUAACGGACAUCACUUUUUCGAGUCAUCAGCAAUGCUGCUUACAUUUGUGACACUCGGCAAGUACAUGGAGUCGAUGGCAAAAGGCAAGACAGCGGAUGCAUUGUCGGAGUUAGCUAAACUGCAACCAAAGACAGCUCUGCUUGUUGUUGGCAACGGUGCACGUGAUCGCGAGAUUCCGAUUGAACUAGUGCAACGUGGUGAUUUAUUACGUAUUCGACCUGGGGCAAACAUCCCGACCGACGGUGUGGUCAAAUCCGGCUCUAGCUCAACGGACGAAUCGAUGUUGACGGGCGAGAGCAUGCCAGUGGCUAAGAAAGAGGGCGAUCAUGUAUUUGGUUCGACGGUAAACCAGCAGGGUACGUUGGUGAUCAAAUCGAGCUGCAUGGGUGUUGAAAGCUCGGCUUUGUCUCAGAUUUGUGCUUUAAUUGAAGAUGCCCAGCUCAACAAAGCUCCAAUCCAAGCAUAUGCAGACUGGUUGGCAUCAAUUUUUGCCCCAUGUGUUCUCGGGAUGUCAGUGAUGACAUUUAUCGUGUGGAUUACUCUACUUUCUGUUGACCUUGUUCCGGCUGAAUAUAAAAUGGAGCUAGGUGUCGACGUGUUGCCAGAUCACUCGGACGAUUUGUACCUCGCAGUGCUCUUUGCCAUUUCGGUCGUAGUGAUCGCGUGCCCGUGUGCUUUGGGCCUGGCUACACCUACUGCUGUCAUGGUCGGCUGUGGGGUCGGUGCAAAACAUGGUGUCUUGAUCAAAGGUGGCCGUGCUCUCGAAACAGCUCGUUACAUUGACACUGUAAUAUUUGACAAAACGGGAACUUUGACUCUGGGACACCCUACUGUCCGGGAUGUUGUGGUAGCCGAUCGGACGUACACCCCUCGUGAGCUGUUAUAUUACGGUGCUUCUUUGGAGUGUGUGAGUGAGCAUGUUCUUGGAAAGGCUAUUGUUGUGACAGCAACGGAAUAUGAGAUGCUUGAACUUCACGAUCCCACAGAAGUACGCAUUGUUCCUGGUCGUGGUGUUGAAGGUGUCGUGGCAGCUAGUCCUGCGACGUCCCGAACGAACUCUGUGAAGGUGCUGGUGGGCAACUUAGAGUACUGUGAGGAGAAAGGCAUUGAAAUUAGCGAGAAGAUGCGUGUCCACAUGCAUAAUUUGGAGCUUGAGGGUAAGACCGUCGUGGUGGUGUGUGUAGAAGACAAGUUGGUAGGUGUAAUCACCUUGGCUGACGCUCCUCGACCAGAAGCCGCAGCUGUUGUGAAGCACUUAAAAUCGAUGGGAUUAGAUGUUUGGUUGAUCACCGGCGACAAUCUACGUACAGCCAAUGCCAUUGCACGUCAAAUAGGUAUCAACCACGUAAAGGCGGUGGCUUUGCCUGGUGAGAAGGCGUCUCAAAUCAAAGCUCUUCAAUCGCAGACAAAUCCGAUAACCAUGAAGCCGCGUGUGAUAUGUAUGGUGGGCGAUGGCAUCAAUGACGCACCGGCUCUAGCUCAGUCGGACAUUGGUAUGGCUAUUGGUGCUGGUACACAAAUAGCCAAGGCAGAGGCUGACAUGGUCUUGGUUAAGAGUGCGUUGACGGAUGUUGUUGUGGCCCUGGACCUAGCUCGCGUUGUGUUUCAUCGGAUCCAAAUUAACUUUUUCUUUUCAAUCAUUUACAACGUCGUUGGCAUCCCACUCGCAGCUGGCAUGUUUUUUCCGCUCAUCCACCGAAUGAUGCCUCCGGCAUGUGCUGGUCUUGCGAUGGCUUUCUCAUCGGUGUCAGUGGUCAUGUCGUCGCUUAUGCUAAAGAAAUAUAAAGGACCACAAAUUUUUCAGACGAAAGCGAUUAAGAUGCAUGAUGAAGAAUCGCAAAAUGUAGACUUCAAGAACUUAAUGCGAAGAAACCUUAGCAAUAUACGCUACGCGCCGUUGACAAAUGUGGAUGAGCAGCUCGCACAAUUUAACGUUCCGGGACAAUAA
Molecule: messenger RNA, 3354 nt
Organism: Plasmopara halstedii
Lineage: Eukaryota; Oomycota; Peronosporomycetes; Peronosporales; Peronosporaceae
Product: coppertransporting atpase
Exons: 1
Coding region: 1-3354 (1117 amino acids)
Biological process (GO): monoatomic cation transport
Cellular component (GO): membrane
Molecular function (GO): ATPase-coupled monoatomic cation transmembrane transporter activity; copper ion binding; ATP hydrolysis activity
Source: RefSeq, a predicted model, not a curated record